Molecule: messenger RNA, 2307 nt
Organism: Rotaria sordida
Lineage: Eukaryota; Metazoa; Rotifera; Eurotatoria; Philodinida; Philodinidae
Source: the annotation of a GenBank genome assembly
AUGGCUAGACCUGCUGAUCCUAAGAACGAUAGAUUGGCAACAGCAAUAUUAGAUCAAGAAAAACGUCCAAAUCGUUUAAUUAUUGAUGAUGCUGUCAAUGAUGAUAAUAGUGUUGUUGCAUUAUCACAACAAAAAAUGGAUGAAUUACUAUUAUUUCGUGGUGAUCCUGUUUUACUUAAAGCUGAUGAUACUUGUCCAAAUGAUCAUAUACGAAUGAAUCGUGUUGUACGAAAUAAUUUACGUGUACGAUCCGGUGAUAUUGUUUCAAUUCAAGCAUGUCAAGAUGUUAAAUAUGGUAAACGUAUACAUGUUUUACCUAUUGAUGAUACUGUUCAAGGCAUAACAAGAAACUUAUUUGAAGUUUAUUUAAAACCGUAUUUUGUUGAAGCAUAUCGACCAGUUAAAAAAGGUGAUGUUUUUAUUGUACGUGCAGCUAUGCGUGCUGUAGAAUUUAAAGUAAUUGAAACUGAUCCAGCACCAUAUUGUAUUGUUGCACCAGAUACAGCUAUACAUUGUGAAGGUGAUCCAAUAAAACGUAAAGAAGAAGAAGCAUCUUUAAAUGAAAUUGGUUAUGAUGAUAUUGGUGGUUGUAGAAAACAAUUAGCACAAAUUAAAGAAAUAGUUGAAUUACCAUUAAGACAUCCACCAUUAUUUAAAACUAUUGGUGUUAAACCACCGCGUGGAAUCCUUCUCUAUGGACCGCCGGGCACAGGUAAAACUUUAAUUGCACGUGCUGUAGCCAAUGAAACAGGUGCAUUCUUCUUUUUAAUCAAUGGACCGGAAAUUAUGUCGAAAGUAGUUGGUGAAUCAGAAUCAAAUUUACGAAAAGCUUUCGAAGAAGCUGAAAAGAAUUCUCCAGCUAUUGUUUUCAUUGAUGAACUUGAUGCUAUUGCACCAAAACGUGAAAAAACUCAUGCUGAAGUUGAACGUCGUAUUGUUUCACAAUUAUCAACAUUAAUGGACGGUCUUAAACAACGUUCAGAUGUUAUUGUUAUGGCAGCAACUAAUCGACCGAAUUCAAUUGAUCCAGCACUUCGUCGUUUUGGUCGUUUUGAUCGUGAAGUUGAUAUUAGUAUACCAGAUGCUAUUGGUCGUUUAGAAAUUCUUCGUAUACAUACAAAAAAUAUGAAAUUAGGAGACAAUGUUGAUCUUGUACAAAUUGGUAAUGAAACACAUGGUUAUGUUGGUGCUGAUUUAGCAUCAUUAUGUUCAGAAGCAGCAUUACAACAAAUUCGUGAAAAAAUGGAUGUUAUUGAUUUAGAAGACGAUACAAUUGAUGCUGAAAUACUUGAUUCAUUAGCUGUUACACAAGAUAAUUUCCGUUUUGCACUUAAUAACAUCAAGCCAGGUACACUGCGUGAAGCGUUCGUUGAAAAGUCGACCGUUCAUUUAGAAGAUAUUGGUGGUUUGGAAGAUGCCAAGCACGAACUGCUAGAAUUUAUUUCUAAUCCACUUGAAUAUGCGCAAGAAUUCUUUGAAGUAGGUGUGACACCUUUGCGCGCUGUGCUCUUGAUUGGACCACCCGGUUGUGGUAAAACAAUAUUGGUGAAAGCUAUUGUCAAUGAGGCUAGAGUCAAUCUAAUCUUGAUCACAGGUUCACAUCUGUUGAAAAUGCGGUUUAGUGGAUUCGAGACUAGUAUAAGCGAUGUGUUUGAGAAGGCCCGUCAAGCAGCACCCUGUGUGCUCUUUUUUGACGAUCUGGAUGCAAUCACAAAAGCUCGUGGUGAUGAUACAACUGAUAGUAUGAUCUACCAUCUUAUGAGUGAAAUGGACAGGAUUGAUUCCAUAGAAGACGUAUUUAUUAUUGGUGCGACCAACCGACCGGAUUUGAUCGAUUCAGCUAUUCUUCGACCUGGUCGUUUCAAUCAAUUGAUCUACAUUCCAAUGCCAGAUGAAACGUCCCGUGUAGCAAUUUUGAAGGCUGCACUGCGCAAUUCUCGGGUAGCCAAAAAUGUCGAUCUGAAUUCUUUGGCCAAAACUACAGCUGGUUUUAGUGGUGCUGACUUACAUGAAAUUAGUCGACGUGCUGGUAGAUUUGCUAUACGUGAAUCAAUCGCGAAAAAAAAACGACAGUCCCAUGUUCGAAUGGUCAGGAACUGGGAUCAGUCUGAUCUGAAACCAGAAAUCUGUCGAGAACAUUUUGAAGCAGUGAUGAAACUCACACGACGAUCGGUUAGUGAUAAUGAUCUACGUAAAUAUGAAAUAUUUUUUGCUCAAAUAUUACAACAACCACAAGUCUUGUGUACGCAACUUCGUUUUCCUCAUCAAGAACAACCUUCACAAGGUGGAAGUGGUGAAUAUAAAUAA